This is a messenger RNA of Ziziphus jujuba (common jujube), 2037 nucleotides long. RefSeq names its product pentatricopeptide repeat-containing protein At2g20710, mitochondrial. Gene Ontology annotation, cellular component: mitochondrion. Bases 72 to 1643 code for a protein of 523 amino acids. Lineage: Eukaryota; Viridiplantae; Streptophyta; Magnoliopsida; Rosales; Rhamnaceae. Gene Ontology annotation, molecular function: protein binding. The transcript has 3 exons. The record is from RefSeq and is a predicted model, not a curated record.
AAAACCCUUGUUUGGGUUGCUGUGCAAGCAGUAAAUUUCUCUAUUUGAAAUUUAAAACCCCAAGUGGGAAAAUGAAGAUGAAGCAGCUUUCCAAAUUGAAUUUCUACAACCAUUUCCGUUCUAAAAAUAUGUUCAUCAGCCCCUUGUUUUACUCAACAACAACAACUACAACAAAAACGGAAUCGACAAGAAAUUCCAGGAACCAGAAGGGCUCGCUGGACGCUCUCUACCGUAAGAUUUCACCCAUUGGAGAUCAUAAGGUCUCCAUCGUUCCUGUUCUCGACAAGUGGAUCCACGAUGGCCGAGCCGUUGACAAAAGACGUCUACUGGGUAUCAUCAAGGAGCUCAGGCAUUACAGACGCUAUAAGCACGCACUUGAGCUAUCUAUGUGGAUGACUGACAAAAGAUACUAUCCGCUUACGUAUGGUGAUGUUGCCAUUCGGCUGGACCUUAUCUCAAAAGUUCAUGGGAUAGAGCAAGUUGAGAAUUAUUUUAACAGUGUUCCAAGACAAUUAAAAUCCCUUGAGGUUUACGGUGCUCUCCUCAAUUGUUAUGCUCAUGCAGAACUAGUGGAAAAAGCGGAGGCUGUUAUGCAGCAGAUGAGGGAUAUAGGCUUAGCAAGGUCAACACUGUCUUAUAAUGUUUUGCUUAAUCUAUAUUAUAAAACUGGAUGUUAUGAAAAAAUGGAAAAUCUCUUGCAUGAGAUGGAAGAGAAGGGUAUUGGUCAGGACGGAGUUACAUAUGCCAUUCAGAUCAGUGCAUAUGCAGCUAAUUCUGAUGCGGAGGGAAUUGACAAGAUUCUGACAAGGAUGGAAACUGAUCAUGAAGUUUUGGAUUGGUCUACUUAUUCAACCGCAGCAAAUGGAUGUAUAAGAGUUGGGCUUUUGGACAAAGGUUUGUCAAUGUUAAAGAAAUCGGAGGAACUGAUAUCAACCGCAAAGAAAAAGUCUGCAGCCUAUGAGCAUAUUCUCACACAAUAUGCUGCAUUAGGGAAGAAAGAUGAAGUGUUAAAAUUAUGCGAACUUUUCGAUAAGAAUCUGAAGGUGUAUAAUCGGGGCUAUAUCAGCAUGAUAACCUCUCUAUUGAAGUUUGAUGACAUUGAAAGUGCUGAGAAAAUCUUUGAGGUGUGGGAAACCCAGAAUUUAAACUAUGAUAUCCGUAUCCCAAAUCUCUUGAUUGCUGCUUAUUGCAGAAAAGGUCUUUUUGAAAAGGCUGAAAGCCUUUUUAACCGGGUGAUAGAUAAGGGAGGACAACCUGAUGCAAAGACAUGGCAUUAUUUGACAGCAUUGUAUAUUAAAAAGGAUCAAAUGCAGAAGGCAGCUGAAGCUAUCAAACAAGAAAUGUCCGUUGUCAAGUUCUUCUGGAAGCCAAGCAGGGAUAGUUUGGUGGCUUAUCUGGAAUACUUGAAAGGGAAAGGAAAUUUGGAGGGAGCAGAGGAAAUUAUUAGACUAGUUGGGGAUAAGGGUUUUGUAUCUGUGGAUAUUCAGGAGAGAUUGUUGAACUAUAUUCAAGAUGUGGAAUCAAAUUCACAAGUGCUUAUUGAAAUUUUACGAAAUGCUUUGGAUGGAGAUGAAGAACCUUCUGAACUUUUAGCAGUGGAGGAGGAAGCUAGCGAUAGCAGAAACAUGCUUGAUAAUUUGUGAAAACUUCGGAAGUGCGAGUCAAUGAUGGAACUUUGAGAUAGGUGGAACGAUGAUGAAGGAAGCCUUCAAUCUGCAAUACUAGGUUAAAGUUUAGGCUACAUCAAUAACAAACUAUUAGUGGCUAUCUAGAAAUAUCCAUUUCUUUUUUAUACUUGUGCUUGUAAGUUGCAUAUCUUAAAUUUACGGAGGGGAAGAAAGAAAUGGAACCUAAACCUCGAAGAACUUAACCUCACAAUGGUCCUAGAUCAUGGUUAAAUUUCCUUGCAAAUGCAGGACUCCCAGUUUCUCAUAGUCAUUAUAAGGUUAUUUGUUUUCUUCAUUUAUUUAUUUUUUCUUAUUCUAUUAUAUGGUGUGACUUAUUGAAAAAGAAAUGCAGAUUUAACAUUUUUAGCUA